GUAUUCUAGUGCCCAAUAAUGCAAGCUUAGGCCGGGAAUGCCAUUAUAUAUGAGCUGCUCUUCUUCCCCAGAGAAAAACAGGAAGGGCUCGUUCGUUUUGAGCGGAUUGGGCCGUUCUUGGCCGUAUUCUAGACAGAAUUAAUGAGUCUGGUUUGGAAUCCGUAGAACUGUUCGUUUUGAUGUUGGCCGGAAAGGAAACCACAUGAUUUUGAGUCAACCCUUCAGUCUUUGGCCUGGAACAAACACGGACAAUCCACCUUCUAGAUUGGUUCCCAGCCUAGAAACGGACGAGUGACCAGGAAUAAGUGUCCACUCAAUCCUGGACUGGAUUGGUUACUGAUCUGUUUUUGAUCCACGUCUGCCGAACGGGGCCGAAACGAAUGCGAACUAUGCCAUCAACAUGGAACUAAACUCAGACACCCUCCUCUUCCUAACUACUAUCAUCUCAGCGGCUAUCCUUGUUGUGUGCUCACUUAGCCGCCGCAAACCUUCACCAGGCCCCAAGAAGAAGCGGCCUCCAGGCCCAUGGCGUCUCCCCUUGAUCGGAAACCUCCUCCACCUAGCCACCUCGCAGCCGCACGUCGCGCUACGGGAUCUGGCCAGGAAGCACGGACCCGUCAUGUACCUGCGUCUGGGCCAGAUCGACGCCGUCGUGAUCUCCUCGCCCGCGGCGGCACAGGAGGUGCUCCGGGACAAGGACGUCGCCUUCGCGUCGCGGCCGAACCUGCUCGUGGCGGACAUCAUCCUCUACGGAAGCAUGGACAUGUCGUUCGCGCCGUACGGCGCUUACUGGAGGAUGCUGCGCAAGCUCUGCAUGUCCGAGCUGCUCAGCACACACAAGGUGCGGCAGCUCUUGGCCGUCCGUGACAGCGAGACCAUUUCGUUGGUCAGGAAGGUCCGGGCUGCCGGCGGCCAGAGCGGAGAGCCGGUCAAUCUGGGCAGGCUGGUUUUGUCCUGCUCGAUGGCGAUCACCGGCAGGGCGACGUUUGGGCAGCUGUGCGGCGACGAGCUCAUGUCGGUCGUCGACGUGGCGGUGCUGUACGGUGGCGGGUUCUGCGCCGGGGACCUCUUCCCGUCCCUGUCGUUCGUGGACGUCGUCACUGGGUUGACACGACGGCUGUGGCGAGCGCGCCGGCACCUCGACGGCAUAUUUGACAAGAUCAUCGCCGAGUGUGAGGCACGGCAGCGACAGGCGAAGACGACGACCGGGACAACGAACGGAGAUGGCGACGGCCUUCUCAGCGUCUUGCUUAGGAUCCGAGACGAGGGGGAGACCGGCAUCAGCAUGACUAGUAUCAAAGCAAUCUUAUUUGACAUGCUCGCCGGCGGGACGGAGACCACGUCGUCGGCCGCGGAGUGGAUCAUGUCGGAGCUGAUGAGGAACCCGGAGGCAAUGGCCAAGGCGCAAGCCGAGGUCCGCCGAGUGCUCGACGGCAAGAGCCCGCAAGACCACGAAGGGCAAAUGGACAAGCUCAGCUACACGAGGAUGGUGGUGAAGGAGGGCCUGAGGCUGCACCCGGUGUUCCCUCUCCUUCUUCCUCGUCUCUGCCGGGAGACGUGCGACGUCGGCGGCUUCGAGGUGGCCCAGGGCACCAAGGUCAUCGUCAACGCGUGGGCGUUGGCGAGGAGCCCCGAGCAUUGGAAGCAUCCGGAGGAGUUCUGGCCGGAGAGAUUCGCCGACGACACUAGCGUCGCCGCGGCGGCGGACUACGUAGGGUCUCAGUUUGAGUAUAUCCCGUUCGGGAGCGGCAGGAGGAUGUGCCCUGGAAACACCUUUGGCCUCGCCGCGCUGGAGCUCAUGGUUGCGCGGCUGCUCUACUACUUCGACUGGAGCCUCCCGGAUGGAAUGCGGCCUGACGAGCUGGACAUGGACACCGUCGUUGGUUCGACCAUGCGGAGAAGAAACCACCUGCAUCUGGUUGCGUCACCGUGCAAGGAGAUCGAGAGCUGAUGUUGGUGUUGUUCUGAUUUACUGAAUAAAAGCUGUCACUUUUGAUAUAUUGUUAUCAUUUUCAUAAAAAAUACACUUCCUCGAUGCACCGAUA
Zea mays is the source of this 2045-nucleotide messenger RNA. Its product is annotated as cytochrome P450 CYP99A1. The transcript has 2 exons. The record is from RefSeq and is a predicted model, not a curated record. Lineage: Eukaryota; Viridiplantae; Streptophyta; Magnoliopsida; Poales; Poaceae. The coding region runs from base 401 to 1951 and encodes 516 amino acids. Gene Ontology annotation, molecular function: heme binding; oxidoreductase activity, acting on paired donors, with incorporation or reduction of molecular oxygen; iron ion binding.